GGUGGUGUGGGCCAGGUAGAGGGAAAAUGACAGGCGCGUGGCCUAAUAGCGCAGUGAGACAGGCGUUAGCGCAAGCCAGCCCAAGCCAAUGGCGUGCGUGUGUGGAGGGGCAGGAGGACCCGAGCCCGGGCUCUGUGAUUGGGAGGUAGAUACAGAGAGAGCCCGGCCGGGCAGUGUGUGCGCUGCACGAAAAUGCACUCGGAUGCUGCCGCUGUCAAUUUUCAGCUGAACUCUCAUCUAUCAACACUGGCAAAUAUUCACAAGAUUUACCACACCCUCAAUAGGCUGAAUCUGACAGAAGACGUUGGUCAAGACGAUCACCAGACAGGAAGUCUCCGAUCUUGCAGUUCAUCAGACUGCUUUAGCAAAGUGAUGCCUCCAAGGAAAAAGAGGAGACCUGCAGCCGGAGAUGAUUUAUCUGCUAAGAAAAGUAGACAUGAUGGCAUGUAUAGAAAAUAUGAUUCAACUAGAAUAAAGACAGAGGAAGAAGUCUUUUCAAGUAAGAGAUGCUUAGAAUGGUUCUAUGAGUAUGCAGGUAAGCUGAUAU
Molecule: messenger RNA, 547 nt
Organism: Chelonoidis abingdonii (Abingdon island giant tortoise)
Lineage: Eukaryota; Metazoa; Chordata; Testudines; Testudinidae
Source: RefSeq, a predicted model, not a curated record